AUGGAAAGAAAACCAGAAUGGCUACAAAAACAUAUAUUUGGAAACGAGCUUAUUCCAUAUGGACAGGCACUGUUUGAAGCGCUUGAACCGGAAACUCAGGAAAGAGUCAUGCAAACAAUACGCGAAGACUCAAAUACAGACUAUGACAAACUCUUUCUAGGAUAUAGGUUACCUGAGAUGGGCGACCAGAGCCAAAAGGCAAAAAGGACAUGGGAAAUUUGCAACAUACUAGAUGAACAUAAUGCAAAGAUGCAACAACUUCAAGCAGAGGGCAAUGAAGGAAAAAGAAGAGUUAAAAACUCAGUCAGGAAGAAAGUAAAGCUUGGUCGGAGUGGGUUCUAUUAUGACAUAUAA
Trichomonas vaginalis G3 is the source of this 354-nucleotide messenger RNA. Its product is annotated as protein of unknown function, DUF4106 family. Lineage: Eukaryota; Parabasalia; Trichomonadida; Trichomonadidae. The coding region runs from base 1 to 354 and encodes 117 amino acids. The transcript has a single exon. The record is from RefSeq and is a predicted model, not a curated record.